UUCAAUUAAAGUGACAAAAAAGGAAAAAAGGGGUCAUUCAGUUACCUCUUUAUCGGAUUCUCAGUGUUAGGUGGUCAGACCGUAUUCUUCUUGUUUGGGAGAUAUUUAAUUUAAUUGAUUUGUUUUUACCAGUCUGCUGAUAUAGAGCAAUCCGUGGAAACACUUUUCCUGGAAAAACACUUUUUUCCUGUACGCCUGCAUUCACUGGUUGAAGACUGGCAUGGAGACUACUGGAGGCAGUGUCAGACCCUUUCUUCAUUUCAAUGCAAAGCAGGAUGCGGAGUUCCUGCACAAGGCCAUGAAAGGCAUAGGCACCGACGAAGAGGCCAUUCUUCGGCUCCUGGUCUCCCGCUGCAACUCUCAGCGGCAGGAGAUAAAAGCAGCCUACAAGACCCGUUACGGAAAGGACUUGGUGAGCGAGUUGCAAUCGGAACUCGGAGGAAAGUUUGAAAUGCUUGUAGUUGCCCUGAUGACGCCACGCAUUCUCUACGACGUGACUGAACUCAAGAACGCCAUCAAGGGGGCAGGGACUGAGGAGGCUGUUCUCGUAGAGAUCCUGGCCUCCAGAACACCGGAGCAGAUCAAGGAAAUUGUCAAAGCCUACAAAAAACAGUACCGCAAAAGCCUGGAGUCAGAUAUCAGCGGUGACACCGCAGGAUACUUCAAGAGGAUGCUGGUGAUUCUCCUCCAGGCAAGUAGAGAGGAAGGGGUUGAUGAAGAAAAGGUGGAGAAGGAUGCUAAGGAACUGUUUGCCGCAGGAGAGGAGAAGUGUGGCACCGACGAGGAAAAAUUCAUCAGUAUCCUUGGUAACAGAAGCACAGAACACUUGAGGAAAGUUUUUGAUGCAUACAAGAAACUGUCUGGGUAUGACAUUGAAGACAGUAUUGAAAGAGAGACUUCUGGGAGUCUGCAGGACUUGCUCCUGGCUGUAGUGAAGUGUACUAGGAGUGUUCCAGCCUAUUUUGCAGAAAACCUCUACCACAGCAUGAGGAGAGCUGGUACAGAUGAUGAGACGCUGAUCCGGAUCAUGGUCUCGCGGAGUGAAGUGGACAUGCUGGACAUCAGAGCAGAGUUCAAACGGAUGUACAAGCAAUCGCUGUACAACACUAUCCAGGAGGACACAUCUGGUGAUUACAGGAAGGCUCUCCAGUACCUCACUGGUGGUAAUGAUGGCUAGUAUCUCUGUCAAUCAGAGACAGAGCUCUGCCCAUAUCUUAUGUCUGUACUGCCUUACUAUCCAGAGUGCUCCAGUCAGAGCCAUGUAUUGUGCUCUGUUUUCAGUAACUAUUGUUUGUUUCGUGCACUUUUAUUAAUUAUUUUGCAUAGUUAUUUUAGCACUAGUUUUUGCACUAAUCAUAGAAAAAUAGCUGUGAUUAUCAACUACAUUUUUAAUUGUUCUGUUUUAGAGUUUGCUCUUUGGCCUGAGGGUGUUCUUUCUAGUCAAUUCUGAAAGGCUAAAAAUAUUAUGCACUGUUCCUCAUCAGUCAAAAUCAAAUUAACUCUGAAAUCAAAAUACUGUAAGAAGGAUGGUGUCCCUUGGAGUUAUUUGUGCUGUGAACUGAAAAUGUAAUGCUGCGACUUAAUAAAUUAUGUCCUGUCAA
Messenger RNA from Anguilla anguilla (European eel), 1601 nucleotides. RefSeq names its product annexin A5a (gene anxa5a). Bases 221 to 1177 code for a protein of 318 amino acids. Gene Ontology annotation, molecular function: calcium ion binding; calcium-dependent phospholipid binding. NCBI's taxonomy places the organism in Eukaryota, Metazoa, Chordata, Actinopteri, Anguilliformes, Anguillidae. The record is from RefSeq and is a predicted model, not a curated record. Gene Ontology annotation, cellular component: cytoplasm. The transcript has 12 exons. Gene Ontology annotation, biological process: negative regulation of coagulation.